Messenger RNA from Peniophora sp. CBMAI 1063, 942 nucleotides. Lineage: Eukaryota; Fungi; Basidiomycota; Agaricomycetes; Russulales; Peniophoraceae. The record is from the annotation of a GenBank genome assembly.
AUGGCACCUUCUCGAGGCCCCGAACCGCUUCCUCGCUCGCUCCAUCAGACACUAUCUCUACACAAGGGACCAGUACAUACUGUGCGGUAUGCGAAGGGCGCAGCAAAAUAUAUCUUGAGCGGCGGCCAGGACCGCACAAUCCGACUAUGGAAUCCUACACUCGGAACGGAGAUCAAGUCCUACUCGGCGCACGGGUACGAAGUGUUGUCUAUCAGUGUCGCGCACGAUAACGCCAAAUUCGCGAGUUCUGGAGGCGACCGUUCUAUCUUUAUCUGGGAUGUUACUGCUGGACAGACGCUGCGCCGAAUAUCUGGCCAUUUACAGAAGAUCAACGUCGUCGAGUUCAAUCAUGAUGCUACUGUUGUAGCCAGCGGUUCAUACGACUCUACUGUCAAACUAUGGGACUUGCGGUCGGUCAACCGUUCGCCAAUACAAACUCUAGAAGACGCCCGAGACUCAGUACAAACAAUUCACGUCGGACCGACUCAGAUUCUGACCGGCUGUGUUGACGGUCAUGUUCGCACGUAUGAUCUGCGGAAGGGAGAACUACGUUCUGACUAUAUCGGGCAUCCAGUUACGUCUGUAGUGCCAACUCAGGACUACGCAUCAUAUCUGGUGAUGACGCUCGACGGACACAUACGCCUGAUGGACGCGUCUAGCGGCAAGCUCCUGAACGAUUUCUCAGGCCACUCGCACUCGUCGUACCGAUGCCGCGCCGUAUUUGGCCACGGCGAAGCAUCUAUCAUAGCCGGUGACGAGAACGGCAGCGUAUGGAAUUGGGAUCUCUUGGACGCGUGCGUGCUGGCGCCGAAGCCACCACCCAAGGUGCAUGGUAAGGUGGUUACCUGGGUAGAACAUCACCCCACGGAAGUCGGGGAGAUGAUCACUGCGAGCGCGGAUGGCACCGUCAAGGUGUGGCGCUAUCCAUCGUCCGGCUCGUAG